Messenger RNA from Mercenaria mercenaria, 2285 nucleotides. RefSeq names its product mucolipin-1-like. The transcript is spliced from 6 exons. Gene Ontology annotation, cellular component: plasma membrane; lysosomal membrane. The coding region runs from base 368 to 1234 and encodes 288 amino acids. Lineage: Eukaryota; Metazoa; Mollusca; Bivalvia; Venerida; Veneridae. The record is from RefSeq and is a predicted model, not a curated record. Gene Ontology annotation, molecular function: NAADP-sensitive calcium-release channel activity.
GGAUUUGCAAAACCAACUAGAGCACAGUUUUAUUAAAGUAAACAAAUUCACGUACCAUUAUCAGCCAAUCAAAUUUCAACGUGUUCGUCUGAAAUACUAUCUCUCCGCGAAAGAAAAGCAAAUAUUCACAGUAAUUUCUAGUAUAUACAUUUCUUGCUGUUUAACACUGUGCAUAUAUAUGCAAUGCAAUAUUACAUUCCGGGUAUUUAAUCUAUCAGCAAACUAUAAAUUAUCAAUAAUUAUGUAAUUUCUUCUUGUUUUAGAGACGGACAGUGCCUGUGGUACCAUUAACGUACGGGGAUGGGUAGCUGUUUCUUCUCUAGUAUUAUCUACAAUCUUUGAAUUAUUUGCUAUUAUCAUCUGGAGUAUGACCUGCUGCAAAGGAUUCUGUUGCAAAACAAAUGAGAACAGAAAUGAAGAAGAAAACCCCACGUUUCAAAGCAGGCUUGUACGCAUACGACCCAAUGCAUACUUUCGCGAGUCAUGCGCAAAAUUAUGGGAGGUUGCAACCAUGUUUGGAAAUGCAUUAACAAUUGCAGGGAUAUCUAUUUUCUUUCAAAAGUGCGGCAAAUCGUAUGUGCUGGCUGAUUUGGAUAAAGCUGCAGUAUUGGAUGGAGUCGGUUUGGCAGUGUGUUAUUUUACAUUUAUCAGAUUCAUGAAGUUCAAUUCGAAUUUUUCGUUGCUGUUCAACACGAUUAAAAAGGCAGCUCCUGGAGUACUUAGCUUUCUUCUCUGUGUAGGAAUGCUUUUUGUUGGUUCGUUCAUGUUUGCGUAUGUUGUUCUUGGACCCUAUCACGUGAAGUUUGAUGAACCGCAGAAGACGUUUGAUACCUUAUUUUCUAUCAUCAACGGAGAUGAAAUCUUUGCUACUAUGGCAAUGCUGGAAGCAAAAAAAGCCGGCAACAGUGGUCUGAUUGCAACCUUCAUGUAUAUCUUUGUGUAUACAUACGUUCUGCUGUUCACAGUAGUGGUGUUCAAUCUCCUAAUUGCACUCUUUAAUAGUGCAUACGAAGAAAUGCAGAAGAUGGAUGAAGAAAAAAAGAUGAAGAAGCUGAAAGAUCGUGGAUUAACCAAGGGACUUCCAGAUGAUGGGUCAAACGAAACACAAAGGGUGGAUUUAAAAGAACCAUAUGAACUGUCCGACCUACUAAAGGAAUGGAAUCCUACCUGUUCAGGGUAUAUAGAAAAAGAGCCGUGUUCAAGACUUCGGGCUAUUUGCUAUCCAGAUAUAUAAUUAUUGUUAUGUUUAUAUUAGUACGCUAAUUUUUUAACACUGUCAAUAUUGUUACACGAAAAUACAGUGUAUGUUAUCGUAUCUGUUGAAAAUCUAUGAUUAAGGUGUGUCAGUAUUGAAUAAGGUCAUAUAAACGUUUGGAAAUGGUAAAAUUCUGAUAAUUGAUUUGUUUCACGAACAUAAGAAAAAGUGUUAAAUUAAUUUUGUUUCAUUGUGAACUGAUCUAUAACUUCACUGAAGCCGUUUAAAAUAUAAACUGUAUAAAAAUACUUUUAACUAUCUAAAAUGUAUUUAUAUAAAGAAUAUUGAAAUUCAUUAAGCAAAGUUACUUCAUUGGAAAUAAGUUCUUUUCCCGUCAUUUAUAUUCUUAUUUCCGUCACGUAUUUCAUUUUAAGUUUAAUCAAAUACGAGGGUGCAAAUAUUUCUGUCGCUAAGCCACAAAAAUGUGAACGAGGAAAUUUACCUAGAUAACACCUGUACCAACCCCUCAGAGCAUUCCUUCUUAACAGAAACACAUGUUUGUAGACGCGAUAUCCAUUGUCUAAAAGCGUCAGAGUAGUCUGCUAUUGGUAUCUGUUUCAAGCACUGGUGGAUUGUGCUUUCAACUGCCACAUCGUUGCCAAGAUAACAUUUUCUCGAAGAAAAAGAAAAGGGCCGCCGCAAAGUAUAGAGUUAAAUCUGGAGAAUAUUUUAACAUUUUCGAUGAGCAAAAGGUUGAUAACGAGCUGGAGAUGCCAUGAAGAAGGAAAAUGCCUUUCAAACAAGUACUCCGGCGUUGGUUUUUUAUGGUAUUUCUUGAUGGAACUAUGUACUGUGUUAUUGUAGAGACUGCUGUUAAUAGGUUUGACUGUGUGACAAAGAAUUGCACAACUGGGCGACAAGAAUUUAAAACAAAAUAUAUAAAAGAAAACGUUUGGGUACUUUUCCGACGCGUUGCUGUUACCAUCACAGACACUUGGGUUCGGACCUAAUCCAUCCCGCUCUCCUCCGCCCCUGGUUAAGUUUAGCCAAUAAUGUUUUAACAUUUAACCAUGUAUUGAGCGUAGGCGUC